Messenger RNA from Juglans microcarpa x Juglans regia, 1030 nucleotides. RefSeq names its product probable calcium-binding protein CML25. The record is from RefSeq and is a predicted model, not a curated record. The transcript has a single exon. NCBI's taxonomy places the organism in Eukaryota, Viridiplantae, Streptophyta, Magnoliopsida, Fagales, Juglandaceae. The coding region runs from base 295 to 870 and encodes 191 amino acids. Gene Ontology annotation, molecular function: calcium ion binding.
UAAACUUUGAAGAUACUGACCUUACAACCUAACGGCCAAAAUCCCGUGCACCAAUCACGCGCACUGUCUCUUUAAAUUUGGCACUCACGUUUGUUGGGCACAUCGAAGCAAAGAUCCAGUCCGUUACAAACAUACUCUCUACGAUUCUCAUUCCGUUUUUUCCCAAUCUCCCCCAAAUCCCGAUCUCCCUUCAACUUCCUCUUCCCUUUCUUUUAUCCUUUCAUCUCUCUUCGAGACUUUUCCACCACCGAUCGAAUAGUACCAUUGAUUUCUGCUUUUCGAUUUGUGUUAAUCAUGAAUUUCAAAUCUCUUUGGCGCCGUAGGAAGAAAUCCGCUUCUUCUGCCGGUGCCUCCGUCGCAUCAUCAGCUAUCAGCGCCAACUCGUUACCGUCUCGCUCCCCGUCUCUGAAUGGCAAGGCCCAGAUCGCGGAGCUGGAGCAAAUUUUUAAGAAGCUAGACGUCAACGGUGACGGCAAGAUCUCGUCCUCCGAGCUCGGAUCCAUGAUGAACAGCCUGGGACAAACGGCCACCGAGGAGGAGCUUCAGAAAAUGAUCCGAGAGGUAGACGCCGACGGCGACGGCUUCAUCGAUUUCCAGGAGUUCGUCGAGCUGAAUACAGAGGGCGUCGAUUCGGAGGAGGUGUUGGAGAAUCUGAAGGACGCGUUCUCGGUCUACGAUAUCGACGGGAACGGGUUGAUAUCGGCGGAAGAGCUCUAUAAGGUCAUGAAGAGCCUGAAUGACGAGUGCUCGCUUGCCGAGUGCAGGAAGAUGAUCAGCGGGGUCGAUCGCAACGGCGAUGGAAUGAUCAGUUUCGAUGAGUUUAAGGCCAUGAUGAUGAACGGUUCGCGCAUGGAUUUGAUGGACAGAUGAUCAUCAUCCUCAACAUUCGCACAUCCGAUCCACGAAUGAUCCAUCCUUUGAUUGACCGGACGUAAGUAGUCGGAUUUGUUUGCUUUUCAUUUUCUACUAGCUAGGCAGAAGGGUAUAAAAUUAAUUCCACUACGCACUUGAUGGUGAAGAUUUGUGAAUA